This is a messenger RNA of Erythranthe guttata (spotted monkey flower), 2036 nucleotides long. RefSeq names its product BTB/POZ domain-containing protein POB1. NCBI's taxonomy places the organism in Eukaryota, Viridiplantae, Streptophyta, Magnoliopsida, Lamiales, Phrymaceae. Gene Ontology annotation, biological process: response to red light. Gene Ontology annotation, molecular function: protein binding. Gene Ontology annotation, cellular component: nucleus. The record is from RefSeq and is a predicted model, not a curated record.
UUCAAUAAAUAUCAAUCAAAAGAUAAAACCCCAAAUCCGAAUUUCCCCUUUCUCCACAAAAAAAAAAAAAAGAAAACUUUCCGUUACUUCUUCUCCCUUGUAAUCUUCUCCCCUUCCUUACGAAACCCUUGUUAUAAUCAAACGAUAUAUAUAUAUAUAAAUUGGGGGAAAAAUUGGAGUUUGUUUGAAUCCAAGAACGAUUUCAAUGGAGUCGGAUACCUCGCCGGAUACGGGCUCACCCGUAUCUUCAUCGGACUUUGGGUUUGCUUUCAACGACGUCAAUUUCUCGGAUAGGCUUUUGCGGAUCGAGAUCCUACCCGACUUGCCCGGAUCCAAACCCGACGCGGAUGACAGCCUCGCCGAUUGGGCGCGUAAUAGGAAGCGCCGCCGCGACGACCAGCUCACAAAUGCUGUUGAACUGGCGGAUCAACGUGAAGAGCAGAUUUUGAAUGGCAAUAUGCCUGAUUUGGAAGAUGGUGUUACUUACGAAAAUCAAGAAGAAGUUGUUGCGAUGGUUGAGGAGUUACCCGUAGGUGGAGAAAUCGCAACAGAUCAAUCUGGUCAUGAAGCUGCCCAAAGAAAUGAAGCAUCCUCUAGCAUGGACUAUUUGACAGUUCAAGUUAAGACUAUACACAUCAGCUCUCCAAUUUUGGCAGCAAAGAGUCCGUUUUUCUACAAGUUGUUCUCAAAUGGUAUGAGAGAGUCAGAGCAGCGACAUGUAACCCUACGGAUCCAAGCCUCAGAGGAAGCUGCUCUCUUGGAUUUGCUGAACUUUAUGUACAGCAAUACUUUACCCAGAACUACACCGACUGCUUUACUGGACGUGUUAAUGGCUGCUGACAAAUUUGAGGUUGCCUCAUGCAUGAGGUACUGUAGCCGAUUAUUACGCAACUUACCAAUGACGUGUGAAUCAGCGUUGCUUUAUUUGGAUCUUCCUUCGACUAUUUUAAUGGCCGAUACAGUUCAGCCACUCACAGACGCCGCCAAGCAGUUCCUUGCUGCACGCUUCAAGGAUAUAAGCAAAUUUCAAGAAGAGGUGUUGAACUUGCCUUUAGCCGGAAUCGAAGCAGUUCUAUACAGUGACGACUUGCAGGUAGCUUCGGAAGAUGCCGUUUACGAUUUCGUCCUCAAGUGGGCCCGCGUGCAUUACCCAAAACUCGAAGAAAGAAAAGAGAUACUAAGCAACCGCCUGCUCCGUUUCGUUCGUUUUCCGUGCAUGACAUGCAGAAAGCUGAAAAAGGUGCUAACUUGCACUGACAUAGAUCAAGAACUUGCUUCCAAAGUAGUUAUGGACGCUCUCUUCUUCAAGGCAGAAGCGCCCUACCGCCAGCGUUCCCUCGUCGCGGAGGAGACCAAAGCCUCCUUCCGUCGCUUCGUGGAGCGGGCCUACAAAUACCGGCCUGUUAAAGUGGUUGAAUUCGAUUCGCCACGUCAGCAGUGCGUCGUUUAUCUUGAUUUGAAAAGGGAGGAGUGUGUGCAGCUGUUUCCUGCGGGUAGGGUCUACUCGCAGGCUUUCCAUUUGGGCGGGCAGGGUUUUUUCCUUUCGGGUCAUUGUAAUAUGGAUCAGCAGAGUUCGUUUCAUUGUUUCGGGAUGUUUCUGGGUAUGCAAGAGAAGGGUUCGGUUGCUUUUACGGUCGACUAUGAAUUUGCUUCGAGGACUAGCCCUUCUGAGGAUUUUGUGAGCAAGUAUAAAGGGAACUACACGUUCACUGGAGGGAAGGCUGUUGGGUACCGUAAUCUGUUUGGUACACCAUGGACCGCGUUUAUAGCCGAUGAUAGCCCUUACUUCAUUAACGGUGUUCUCCAUUUGAGGGCUGAGCUGACCAUCAAGAAAUGAAAUGAAUUCUCGAAGAAAAUGUGUUUCGUGUGUAGCUUUUCAAAUGGCGGAAUUAUUAGAGUAGUGGAACUAAAGUCGAAUGGCUAUAAUGUUUGUAUUAGUUGAGGGGCCAAGCAAGUUCUUUUCUUGACUAUCAAAUACUCAAGGAACUAUGUACAUACUUAUCGAUCUAUCUAUCGAUGUGUUUGAUAUUUCCGCA